Molecule: messenger RNA, 1290 nt
Organism: Rotaria sp. Silwood2
Lineage: Eukaryota; Metazoa; Rotifera; Eurotatoria; Philodinida; Philodinidae
Source: the annotation of a GenBank genome assembly
AUGACGUCAAAAUUAUUAGCACGUAAUGAACUUGAACGACUAAUAAAACAAAAUGAUUUAUCGAUUACUCUGAAACAAGUUGAACAAACCGAUCGUGCUUCAUCAUUUUGGUCACAAUUUAAUCUUAUUUGUGUUAACAAAAUUGUUCAAAAUUUUGUUAUAUGUAAUAUAUGUCAAACAAUUAUUACCUAUCGAAGUGCUACAGGUACUGGUGGUUUAAAAAAACAUUCAAUAUCCUGCAAGAAAACAUCAUCACCUAAAGCCACACAAUCAACAAUUACAACGUACUAUGGUAAAAAACCUUCAAUCGUACCAGUAAAAUUAAAAAAACAAAUAACCGAUGCUUAUGUUGAUUUUAUUCUGUUGGAUAGUCGUCCAUUUAAAAUUGUAUCUGAUGUUGGUUUUCGCCAAUUACUUCAAAUAGUUUAUAAUGCCGGUAAAUGUUCAAGUAAUUUGGGUGUACUUGAUUUUGCUGAUGCAUUACCGCAUCCAACUACAGUGAGUCGGCAAAUUGAUCAAAUAUAUGAUGUCAGGAAGAAACAAUUGGUGGAUUGGUGUCGAACGCUUGAUACUUAUGCAAUAACAGUUGAUAUGUGGACUGAGAAGUUCAGUGGGAUUCACUUUUGUGGUGUAACAAUACGCCAUGUUGAUAUAAACUUUUAUUUACAUUCAUAUUGUCUUGGUUGUAAACCGUAUACUUUAGCUAAUCAAACAGCAUCCAAUGUUCGCAAAUUUCUUGAUGAUUUAUUAUUAGAAUAUGGUCUUUCAUUAAAUGAAAAUUCAUUCAUUACGACUGAUAAUGAACCAAAAAUGAUAGCAGCACUACGUGGUGCUAAUCGUAUCGGUUGUGCUGACCAUUAUAUCAACAAAAUUUUGGAGCAUUCUUUUACAAUAUCAAACAGUAAUUGUACCGAAGUAAUACAAGUGUUUGAAGCUGUUAAAUCACUUGUUGGAAAUUUUCGAAGAUGCCAUCGUCAAAUUAAGCUUUCACGUAAACUUCAAACAUUUAGUUCUACUCGAUUCAGUGGUGCAUAUUUUAUGCUGAAUGCUUUUAAUUCAAUUUAUGAUGAAUUAAUUGAUGUCUUUAGUGGUUCUCAUUCCAACAACUUUGAAUCUAUUGAUCGAGACUUAUUGUCAGAUCUCUGCCAAUUUCUUCAACGAUUUGAUCAAAUUAUAACAAUUCUUAGUGAUGAAACUCAACCGAAUUUAUAUAAAGUUAUUCCACUACGUGAUAUAUUGAUUGAUCAUUGUGUAUCCAAGUCAGAUGAUAUUUUUGGUAUAAAAAAAUGA